AUAAAAGUCCAUGGCGCACAAUGUUGUCGCGGAAGAGAACGCCGAACGCAAGUGCGAGUGGCGAGUGACAGUGGAUGGAGUCGUGCUGACACAAAACUUUUUUGGCGCCGCGGUAAAUGCCACCGGUGGCGCGUUGUGGGACUCGUCCUUGGUUCUGUGGGAGAGCCUCCAGUGUCGACGUUGGCACGGACAGCACGUUCUCGAGCUGGGCUCUGGUGUGGGGUUUUUAGCUGUGAAGCUGGCUAUUCAAGGUGCACAGGUGGUGGCCACGGACGGCGACGCCGAUGCCAUGCAUCUCCUCCGAGACAACUUGAAGCGAAAUCAAGUGGCCAGUCAAGUGCGCACUGCCUUUCUGCCGUGGGGUGAUGAUGCAGCAUUGCAGGCAGCGUUUCCAUCAACGAACGGGCCACCAAAGUUUGAUCACGUCGUCGGAGCCGACCUCAUCUACAACCCUGACUUCCACUCUCCACUUGUAUCGACGCUGCGAGCGGUGUGCUCGGAUACGACGGUGGUGCAUUUAAGUUAUCGCAUCAGGCACGAAGAAAAGUGCGUGGCAACCAGCACCUGAAUUCUUUGGACCAUGAGCUUUGACAUGGGUUUCCACAGGGAAGCUGACUUUCUCGAAGGGUUACAGCAACACUUUGACAUCGUGUCGCUGCUAGAAGUGAACGGGACGUCGAUCGCGUUGGUAGAACUCAAAGGAAAACCACGGUGCAGCUAACGUAUCGUCGUAUUCCGCCCACCGUCGGAUGGACAAUUUUUUUACGAGCAAGUGUGCCCUCUGAUACAUCUGCACAGCUCCGCUCCAUCGUGCAAACUGCUCUUCUUCACAGCCAUCGUAAGACGUAAUGGCUCCAUUCCAAACAUUUUUUGGCCUCGCGCGAUGGCUCUAGCUCGUCGCGGGGUGCUCGAAGGGACCGG
Molecule: messenger RNA, 921 nt
Organism: Aphanomyces invadans
Lineage: Eukaryota; Oomycota; Saprolegniomycetes; Saprolegniales; Verrucalvaceae
Exons: 3
Coding region: 11-568 (185 amino acids)
Biological process (GO): peptidyl-lysine methylation
Cellular component (GO): cytoplasm
Molecular function (GO): protein-lysine N-methyltransferase activity
Source: RefSeq, a predicted model, not a curated record